AUGGUUAUGGUUGUUGUUUUAUUUUUGUGUUGCAAUACUCUUUCACUUAUUGUUAAUUUAAUUGAAACUUUUUUUGAACCAGAUCCUCUUUUAUUAAAUUUAUUAUCAGAUGCUAGUAAUUUUUUGGUUGUUUUUAAUUCUUCUGUUAAUUGUGUUAUUUAUUUAAUUUUUAAUAAAGAAUAUAGAGAAGUUUUUAUAAAAUAUUUUGCAAAAUGUUUUUCUUGUUUUGGUUAUUAUAUUGAUAAAAAUAAUAAUGGAAUAAAAAAUGGAAAUAUUAAUUUAUUAAAUCAAAAUAAUUCAAAAUUUGGUAAGUUUUGUAAUUAA
Meloidogyne enterolobii is the source of this 324-nucleotide messenger RNA. NCBI's taxonomy places the organism in Eukaryota, Metazoa, Nematoda, Chromadorea, Rhabditida, Meloidogynidae. The record is from the annotation of a GenBank genome assembly.